Messenger RNA from Rotaria sp. Silwood2, 774 nucleotides. The record is from the annotation of a GenBank genome assembly. Lineage: Eukaryota; Metazoa; Rotifera; Eurotatoria; Philodinida; Philodinidae.
AUGCAGGGCAUACGAUGUGCCUGUCGGCGAGCGGGUAGUGUAGCACAACUUGUACUUGGUAAACAACGUCAUUCACUUGCUAACCCAAGAUGGUCAAGACUAGCCUAUCAACCAAUCGCUAAUUUUCAUAUUGUUGGUAAACGAAAUGCCGCAGCCCAAUCAACACAACAAAAAACAGUGGAGAGUAAACAAACACAAACUGGCCAAAAACAACCAGUUCAAGCUGCUAAAGGUGCUAAAGGCCGAGUUGUAUCAGUCAUUGGUGCUGUUGUCGAUGUACAAUUUGAUGAACAAUUACCACCAAUUCUUAAUGCACUUCAAGUUGAUGGUCGUCAACCAAAAUUGAUUCUUGAAGUUGCACAACAUUUAGGUGAUAACACCGUACGAACUAUCGCUAUGGAUGGUACAGAAGGUCUUGUACGUGGACAACCAGUAACAGAUAUUGGUACACCAAUUAAAAUCCCGGUUGGUUCAGCAACAUUAGGUCGUAUUAUUAAUGUUAUUGGUGAUCCAAUUGAUGAACGUGGUCCUGUUAAUGCUGAAGAUUAUGCACCAAUUCAUGCUGAUGCACCACCAUUUACUGAUAUGAAUGUUGAACAACAAAUUCUUGAAACUGGUAUUAAAGUUGUCGAUUUAUUAGCACCAUAUGCUAAAGGUGGUAAAAUUGGUUUAUUUGGUGGUGCUGGUGUAGGUAAAACUGUCUUGGUCAUGGAAUUAAUUUAUAACGUUGCCACAUCCCAUGGUGGUUAUUCGGUAUUUGCUGGUGUUGNGUAG